Oppiella nova is the source of this 3307-nucleotide messenger RNA. The record is from the annotation of a GenBank genome assembly. Lineage: Eukaryota; Metazoa; Arthropoda; Arachnida; Sarcoptiformes; Oppiidae.
CCGACGCCCGGCGUUCACCGGCAGACCUCCAUCGGCGCCGCCUCUCAGCCGCAAACGCCGGACUACGACCUGAACCGACAGAUCAUUUACACGACACUCAUCCGCAAAGAAGGCAGCCUUGGCUUCAGUAUCGCCGGCGGUAUCGGCGGUACGCCCUAUAAGGAGGGCUCGGAAGGCGUGCACGUGUCGAACAUCGUGGAGGGCGGCGCCGCCCAUCGCGACGGCAAACUAUCGGUCGGCGAUCGCGUCCUGUCCAUCAACGGCGCCGACGUCGAGCACCUGACCCACGAGCAGGUGGUGGCGAUGCUGACGGGCGUCGACCGGUUCGUGCGACUGGUUGUGGAGCACGAGGGCUCCGACACGUCGCCCAAGAUGUACGGCAUGGGCCGGCCCUACACCGGACUCUACGCCUCGUCCUACAUGGCUAACCGGCCCUCGUAUACGGGUUCCUAUCGGCGCCCGACCCUGGGAUCAGUGAGCAGUCUCGUGGGCGACGGCACGGACGCCAAGUCGGCGCCCGUGACACCCACCACUGCUCACUCGCCCGGCGCUCGACCCCAGCACUCGAUUUACACGAAACUGCCGGGCCUUCGGAACAACGACGCGGUGGUGAUGGGCGCCCGAUCCAGCGCCACACUACCGGCCAAUCACACCGUCACCACCACUACCAGUGCCAAACGGUUGUCCUCAUCGACGAGCGACGGACCCCUUCUGAGCGUAACCAUCCAGAAGCCGGAGCUCGUGUCCAAAUUUGACUGUCCAUUGGAAGCCCAGUUCCCGGCGGCGCCCACAGGCGUCGGCGUCUUCACCGAAGUGAUCACCAAAACGACGUACACCGAGAACGUGGUGACCAGAGUUACCAAUAAUAUCCUCUCAUUGCCGCCCAUUGAGGAGGUGAGUCUCCCCUCUCAGGCGGCGGCGGUGUCCAACCCCCACCCACCCCCGCUCACCGUAACGCUCAUCAAGUCUGAGGAACGCAACCUCGGACUCAGUAUUAUCGGCGGUUCAGACCAUUCAUGCCAUCCGUUCGGUGGCAGCGAACCCGGGAUUUUCGUAUCGAAAGUCGUAGCCGAUGGUCCCGCGCACCGAACCGGCAAAAUACGGAUCGGCGACCGACUGAUCGCCGUUAACGGCGUCGACGUAUCGAAGGCGACGCAUAACGAGGCGGUCGGCGCCUUAUUACGACCGGCCAAAGAGCUGAUGCUAACCAUCCGACACGAGCCGCUGCCCAUAGGCUGGAAGGAGCUCAUCAUCCAUAAGCUGCCGACGGAGAAGCUGGGAAUGAACGUGAAAGGCGGCGCCACCGGACAGCCGGGCAAUCCCAUGGAUAAGGACGACGAGGGAGUGUUCAUCUCGAAGAUCAACGCGAACGGCGCCGCCGCCCGGGACGGCCGACUCAGGCCAGGCAUGCGGAUCAUCGAAGUGAACGAGACGUCACUGCUGGGCGCCACCCAUCAGGAGUCGGUGCACGCGCUCCGGAACGCCGGCAAUAAGAUUGUGCUACUCGUGUGCGACGGCUACGACACCGCCGACACCCCCCAGAAACGGGUGUCGGGGGUGCCCGAGACGCCGACGCCCACCUCUCCCACCGCUAAGAGUUUUAAGUCAUUCGCGUCGCCCGACAGAGAAGAGGACGACGUGUUUACGGCGACGCCGGCGCCUAAGCAGACGCCACCCGCCGAUAGGGUUGUGAUGAACAACGUGUCCGAGCUCUCGACGAGCGGAAGCGCGCCGUCGAGAGUCGAGCCGGUGGUGAACGAGUCGUCGUCGAGGAGUCGCAUACCGGUGCCGACGAGCAACGCGUUGGCCAACAACGCGGAUAUGCUGUUGACUGAGUCGGAUAGGGAUGUGAACCAAAAGGUGAUAGAAGUGGUGAAAGCGGCCGAACAGCUGAGCAAACAGACAACGAAUCAGACGACGAGUCAGGCCUCCAAAGAGCAGAAGACGACGACAGUUAUCAUGAAGAAGCACAACGUGAAUACGGGUUCGGGUGUCGCCACCACACCGCCCACUAUCACUCCACCCGUUUCCACGCGAGUAACCACUAAGAGUCCGAUCCCUACGAACCCCUCGUCCCGGGCGAGCACACCGGCCCGCGACAGCCCGUCGCCCGGCUCUACCCCCCGGUCGCGGUCGUCGACGCCAAUCAAGACGCGAACCCCGUCUCCCAUACUGAAGAUAUCGCCGCUGAAGGGCUGGGCCCACGACCAGGAGUCGGGCAGCCCUACCAGCCCUAUGCUCGACCCGUACCAGACGUCGAAAAUACCGGGCGCUAAGCCCCCGAAGCCCGACAAACCGCCCAAACCUCGCAGUCUGGCGCUGAUGUCGCAACAGAAGUCGGAUGAGUCGCCCGAAUGGCUGACAUUUAGCGAGAAGAAGCGCCGCUUCGAGCAGGGAUUGCGAUCGUCGACGACAACGACGAUGUCUACCGGCGCUGGCGGCGACGCGACCACCGAAUCCAAGUCGUCGUCGGCGUCGAUGAACACCCGGAAUGAGAGCUAUUCGGAGAGCAAGCGUUUCAGUUACCUGUCGGCCGACGAACUCGAGAGACUGCGCGAAGAGGAGACCAAAAAGUUUGCGUCGCUUUCUGAGGAACAGAUCAAGAGCUUAAUGUCAAUGGCGGAGGAGGACGACGACGACGAGGACGAGACGGGUGAGCUGAUCGACCAGUUUGUGUCGGAACAGACGGCCGAUACGGUGGUCGACGAGGACGGCCGACGGGUGUUCCGAACGGCCAAAUCGGAGCGCCGGUACAGAGAGCGGGUGCGUAAGAUCGGCGGCGGCGUCGACCCGGAGCAGGAGCUCCUGGAGGAGCAGCUCCAGCACAUGACGCCUAACCAGCGCCGCGUCUACGAGGCCGAGAAGAGGCGACUGUGGCGCGAGGCGAGGCUACAGUCCCUCGAAGGCGACCGAUCGCUGAUGAGGGAGAGUAUUGCGAAAGCGAAGGAGGCGUCGGCGGCCGAACACCUGUCCGACGGCUCACCGAAGCUACGGGUCAUCGAUAUCGAUAUCGAUGUCCACAACACGAGUGAUAAAUCCAAUCGAAGCACUGGUAGCAGCGAUGGGGACCGACAGUACAGCCCGGGCAGCGCCGGCACCGCCUCUCCCACGUCACCCCAGCAUAUAAAAUAACAUUAAAUCAAAAUUUUUAAGUUUUUUUCUCGCAUUUUAUAGACAAAAACAAAGUUUUAUUUCAUUUUUAUGCCGCGCUAUACGUAUAGCCGUAUAGCUAUUAUUUAUAAAUUAUUUUUCGCAUACAAUAUAACUAAAAGACUAUUAGUUUUUAAGACUACUUAACGAAAAGCGC